AUGGCGAGCCAAGACCGUGGUGAUCAAUUCCAAGAAAAGCAAGGCUCGGCAAUGGCCGAACCCCAUGAAGACGACGGUGGAUCCGUCGCUUCUUCCUUCGAUGACAUCCCUAUCCGACGAAACGGAACCAAGGACGAGGACGGCAUUGCGCAGAGAUCCGACACAAGAGACGUACGUUCGACAGUCUCAGAGGAAGUAAGGAGAACCACCAGCAAUGUCAUCGCACACGUCGCCUCACGCAUCACCACCAGGACAUGGCCCGAACCACCGCCUCCGCCGGAUGGAGGUAUCAAUGCCUGGACGCAAGUCGCAAUGGGCUGGCUGGUCAUCUUCACCACAUGGGGAUGGGUAAAUUCGUUUGGUAGCUUUCAGACCUACUACACAUCCGUACUGCCACAGACUCCCUCCGCGAUAUCUUGGAUUGGGUCUGUGCAGAUAUGGUUUUGCCUAGUCAUAAGCGUCAUAUCUGGCCGUCUGCUCGACGCCGGUCUGUUUUUGCCGACGUUUCUGGUCGGCGCGGUCAUUCAAGUUCUCGGGAUGUUCUUGAUGAGCAUCUCAAACCAAUACUGGUCUCUGAUGCUGACCCAGGGCGUCCUGACGGGAAUCGGAGCCGGAAUCUUCUUCACCCCGUCUCUCGCCCUCGUGGCGACUUACUUCAACGAGAGACGUGGCCUCGCUGUCGGGCUUGCGACGACGGGUAACUCAGCUGGCGGAAUAAUCUAUCCGGUCGUUGUUAGGCAGUUGAUCCCCACAUUAGGGUUCGCAUGGACUACGAGAGUGCUAGCGUUCAUCAACUUAACAUGUCUUUCCAUCGUGUUUGCCUUUAUGCGCCCACGCCUACCGCCUAGGAAAUCAGGCCCCAUUAUCGAUUGGUCCGCGUUUCGCGAGUUGCCAUAUUUGGGAGUCGUGGGCGGAAUAUUCGCGACAUCAAUGUCCAACUACUUCACCUUCUAUUAUAUCGCAUCUUUUGGCAGAGAAUCAUUGGGCCUCUCGUACUCGGCUGCCUCGAUCAUGGUCAUCCUUAUCAACGGAGCCGGAAUCGUAUUCCGAGUUAUACCUCCCAUCAUCGCUGAUCGCAUCGGACCAAUCAAUGUCAUGUUCCCCGUGACCUUCGCGUGGGCUCUUGUGGCGUUUUGCUGGUUGGGCGUGCACAGCGUACCAGGCUUGUACGUCUUCACGUGUUUCUACGGUAUCUGUUCGGGGAGCUUCCAAUGUCUCACGGCAACGACGGUUGCAAGCAUCACGAAGAGACUGGACACGGUUGGAACGAGGCUGGGGAUGGCUUUUAGCAUUUCUUCUUUUGCCUCAUUGACCGGACCACCUAUUGGUGGGGCAAUCCAGGCUGCCAGCGGUGGAAAAUUCACAGGUGCGCAAGCGUGGGCAGCUUCGAUGACUUUUAUCGGGUUUUUAUGCUUCGCGUUCGUGAGGUUUAAUAAGGCUGGGUUGGAGCUCAAGGUGAGAUGCUAGGCAUGGGUAAAAAUGGUAUGGGUUUAUGAUAGGCUGGAAAAUUGGAGGGAUUCUACGAAUAAUCAUUAAUAUAUAGUCGAUAAUAUGCGGGCAAGGACUGGUAUAGGUCCUCGGCUUCAUCUGGCUACCUAGGUACCAGGUAAGC
Annulohypoxylon truncatum is the source of this 1612-nucleotide messenger RNA. RefSeq names its product MFS general substrate transporter. Lineage: Eukaryota; Fungi; Ascomycota; Sordariomycetes; Xylariales; Hypoxylaceae. Gene Ontology annotation, molecular function: transmembrane transporter activity. The transcript has 4 exons. The coding region runs from base 1 to 1467 and encodes 488 amino acids. The record is from RefSeq and is a predicted model, not a curated record. Gene Ontology annotation, cellular component: fungal-type vacuole membrane. Gene Ontology annotation, biological process: transmembrane transport.